AAGCGAUAAUGUUGUUUAAAUUAAACACAGUUAAAUUUGUAAUCGCAGUCUUGGUUUUCCACUAUACUAAUCUAUGUGAAUAAUACGAUGUUCGAUCAUGCUGAAAUCGUAGUAUCUAUGGAGGAUACAAAAAAUGAGACUAUGGAAGAAGUAAAUGUAACUUUAAAGCCUGAAGAAGCUGAAUCUCAAGCAAAAAUAGUGAAAAGUGAUAUCAAAGAGCAGAUUGAAAGCAAGAAAAAUGUAGAGUUAAUGGAAGAAGUUGUAAAAGAACAAAAUGACAUUAAAAAUGAUGUUGAAGAGGAGUGUGGAGAUCAAAAGGACAUAGAAUUUCAUGAGGAAAUUAUAACUGAAUUACAAUCAGAAAUUGUAAUUGAGUCGCAGACAGAGAUUGUAACAGAAUCACAGCUAGAAAUUGAAACUGAAUCAGAGUCAGACAUAAUCAACUGUGAAGAAGCUGAGAAUAGAAAAGAUGCAGAACUUUCUGAAGAAAUUUUAACAGAAGACCAAGAAAAUUUAGUUAUGAGUAUGGAUGAUAAUACUGGAGAUUCAGUGAAUAUAGAAACAGCAAGCGAUAUUGAAAUGGAUAAUGAAAAAGUAAAGAUAACUGAUGCACAGGAUUUAGAGUUAAAUAAAAAUGAGAUCAAUGCUAAUAAGCAACAAUUGGAAGAUAAUUUAAAGGAUAUUAACAAAGAUAAUUUAAAAGAUAUUUUAGAAACUGCCAGUAAUGUGGAAGAGAUAUUCUCUGAAGAACGGUGCCAAAGUACACAGGAUAUUGUUACAAGUAUAUUAGAUGAUGUAAGAAGUGCAACUGACUUCAAAAAUAUUUUAAACACAGAAACAGUUGUAACGAAUGAAAUAGAAGAGGCCCUGCAAGAAUCUGGAAAUUUACCAUUAGCUGAAGCUGAAAUUGAAGAAUUAACUAAAAAAUUGCCACAGGAUUCCGAAGAUAUCUUGAACAAAGAUAUGGAGGAUUCGAUCUCAGAACACAUAGAUUCUCUAGAAGGAUUGUUAGGCCUAGAUUUAAUGCCAGAAGGAGAUGAUUCAUCGUUAAAAUCAACAAAAACUGAAGAGGAUCUUCAGAAGUCAGAUCAGUUAUCAAAGGUUGUGGACAUGAGUCUUUUGUUAGAACAUUCAGAUCCCACUUCUGACAUGACACAAACAUCUGAUUACAUUACACAUGUAAUCAGUAGUUGUUUAGAAGAUAGAAGUCAUAUAUCAUUAGAGAAAUCUAAUGCAAUUGAAAUUAAUGAUGAUAAAGUUAAAGAACCUGCAGCUAGUAAUAUGUUGGAAAUCAAUGAAAGCGUAAUUAGUGAAUCUAUAGGCAAAGAUGAAAAUGUUGAAGAUUUGCAGAAAGAUUUAAAAGAAGGUACUGAUUUGACAGAAAAUGAAUUGGACAUGGAUUUUGAAGAAGCUCAGCUGGAAUCCGUAGGUGAUCUUGAAGAAAUAGAAUCACAAUCAGAAAUAGAUAAAAGCGAUCUUGAAGGAGAAACUGAAACUACAAAAGAUGCAAGAGUUUCUGAAGUAAUUGUAGCAAAAAGUCAAGAAAAUUUAAUUACUAGUCUGAAUGAUAAUAAUACCGCAGAUUCAACAAAUGUGGAAACAGCAAGUGAUAUUGAAAUGGAAUUGGCUUCAGAUAUCUUAUUGCACAACGUAGAUCACAGUAGUAAAAAUAUGGAUGAUUUGCAAAAGAAUUUAAGAGAGGAUACUGAUUUGGCAGGAAAUGAAUUAGACAUUGAUUUUGAGGAAGCUCAACUAGAAUCCAUAGAUGAUCUUGAAGAAACAGAAUUACAGACAGAAAUAAUUAAAAGUGAUAUUGAAGAAAUGGAAUCACAGACAGAAAUAGUUAAAAGUGAUCUUGAAGAAACUGAAUUGCAGAUGGCAAUUAAAAGUGAUCUUAAAGAAACUGAAUUAGAGAUGGAAACAUCUAAAAGUGAUCUUGAAGAAACUGAAUUGGAGACAGAAACAUCUAAAAAUGAUCUUGAAGAAACUGAAUUGCAGAUGGCAACAACUAAAAGUGAUCUUAAAGAAACUGAAGAAACAGAAUCACAGACAGAGAUAGCUGAGGGCAAUGUUGAUUCUAUAAUUAGAAAUGAUGUAGAACUUCCUGAAGAAAUUAUAACUGAAUCACAGUUGGAAAUAAAUAAAAUUGCUAUUGAAGAAGAACCGGAAAAUAAAAUGGAUACAAAUGCUAUUGAAGAAAAAUUUGAGAAUAAAAUGGAUACAAGUGAUGUUGAAGAAGAAUUUGAGAAUAAAAUGGAUACAAGUGAUGUUGAAGAAGAAUUGGAGAAUAAAAUGGAUACAGAACUUAUUGAGCAAUUUACAACUGAAUCAGAACCAGAAGUAAAUAAAAGUAAUGUUGAAGAAGAAUUUAAAAAUAAAAUGGAUAUAGAAAUUACUGAACAAAUUAUAACUGAAUCACAGCUAGAGAUAAAUAAAAGUAAUGUUGAAAAAGAAUUUGAGGAUAAGAUGGAUACAAAACUUACUAAAGAAAUUACAAUUGAAUCACAGUCAGAAAUUACAAUUGAAUCACAGUCAGAAAUUACAAUUGAAUCACAGUCAGAAAUUACAAUUGAAUCACAGUCAGAAAUUACAAUUGAAUCACAGUCAGAAAUUACAAUUGAAUCACAGUCAGAAAUUACAAUUGAAUCACAGUCAGAAAUUACAAUUGAAUCACAGUCAGAAAUAUAUGCAAAUGAUGAAGAAACAACUGCAGAUAAGAAGAAAACAGAACAUAUCGAGGAAAUUGUAGGCAAUCUGCAGCCAGAAAUAGUUAAAAGUGAUAUUGAAGAAGAACGUGAGAAUAUUCUUGAGAAAGUAGUAACAGAAGAACAAGAAAAUUUAACUAUUAAUAUGGAUUGUGAAAUUGAAAGUUUAUCAAAUGUGGAAGAGUCAAAUAAUAUUGAAACAGGAUUGAUUUCAGAUAUACUGUUGCAUAAUGUGGAUCAAGAUAACAAGAAUGAAAAUACUGAGAAUUUGCAGAAAGAUUUAAAAGAGGAUAUUGACUUGACAGAAAAUAAAUCAUUUGUGAAUUCUGAGGAAGCUGCAGUAGAAUCCGCAGGUAAUUUUGAAGAAAUAGAAUUACAGUCGGAUCCAGUCAAAAUCAUUAUUGAAGAAGUGUCUGAAAAUCAAAAGAAUCCAAAAAUUCAUACAGAGAUUAUAACUGAAUCACAACUAGAAAUUGUAACCAAAUCUCAGUCAGAAACAGAGAAAAAUAAUAUUGAAGAGGAACAUGAAAAUAAGAAAGAUAUAGAACUCUCUAAAGAACUCGUAGCAGAAGAUCAAGAAAAUUUUGAUGUUAAUACUUUAAAUUCAUCAGAUGUGAAAAGACCAAAUGAUAUUAAAACAGAAUUAAUUUCAGAUAUACUGUUGCAUAAUGUGACUCAAGAUAACAAAGAUGACAAUGUUCAGGAUUUACAGAAGGAAUUGAAAGAGGAUGUUGAUUUGGCAAAAAAUGAACUGAACAUGGAUUUUGAAGAAGCUCCGCUGGAAUCUAUAACUAAUCUUGAAGAAAUAAAAUCACAACCAGUAAUUGUAAAACAUGAUGUUGAAGAGGAAUCUGAAAAUAGAAAAAAUGUAAAUCUUUUUGAAGAAAUCAUAGCGGAAGAUAAUUCAAGAAAUGAUAAUCUAACAGAAGAUAAUCCGGUAGAAGGUAAUCUAGCAGAAGAUAAUUUAACAGAUGAUAAUUUAGCACAAGAUGCUGAUAAUCUAGCAAAGUGCAAUCUAAUAGAGGAUAAUUUAGUAAAACACAAUGUAGUAGAGAGUAAUGUAAUAGAAGAUAAUUUAGCAUUAAAUAAUGUUACAGAAGAUAGUCUAUCAGAAAAUAAUCUUACAGAAGAUAAUCUAGCAGAAGAUAAUGUAGUAGAAAAUAGCCUUGCAGAAGACAAUGUAGCAGAAAAUAGUCUUGCAAAAGAUAAUGUAGCAGAAAAUAGUCUUGCAGAAGAUAAUGUAGCAGGAAAUAAUCUUGCAGAAGAUGAUCUAGCAGCAGAGAAUUUAGUUACUGAUAUGAAUGACAAUACUACAGAUUCACCAAAUGUGGAAAGAUCAACUGAUAUUGAGAUAGAAUUGUCUUCGGACAUCUUGUUGCGUAAUGUGGAUCAUGAUGAAAAUUUAGACGAUGCUCCGACUGUCAUAGAAACAUCUCAACCUAGUUCUGAAAUAUCCGAACUUGAAUCAGCUGUUAAAUUUCUGCAAGAGUCUGAAGAACAAGCAAUGGACUCCCCGUUGGUAUUAUCUCCCAAAAUGAUGGAAAGUGUCGUAGAAGAUAUAUCGAAACAGGCAGAUGCAUCAUCUUUGUUUGUACACGAAGAUAUGUGCGAGAAUACGUCAGAAUUGGAAGCGGAACUGCAGAAAAUUGCAACGGAUUCUAUUUCCAUUUCUGAAGCAGAGAUUAUCUCGGAAGCUGCAAAACUGGAAAGUGAAAGGAAACUUGUCGAACAAAUUAAGAUUGAUGCUUUGAAAGGUAAGUUUGAGAUAGAUGAUGAUAAAGAAACAAUAAAUGAAGAUGUAAUCGAGGAGAAAGUAACAAUGUCUUCUGAGACAAAGUUCGAUGUAACAACUUUAGAGAAUAUUGAGAUGCAGCAAGUAUCAAACUUAGAAAGCAAUAAGGUAUCUGAAACAAUAGUAACUUUAUCCCAGAAUGUGUUAAAGACAUCCGAAUCUAUACCAAAAGUUUCUAUUUUAGAGGAACGUUUAAAAGAACCACCUAAGAUAGAAAUUCCUACUACAGACGUGACAAAAGUUUCAAUGUCUCCGAGUAUCUCCAAAGACAGUCUUUUGAUUCAAAAGGAUGCAAAAUUAAUUGCCUAUCAAAAAAUGUUAGAGUCACCGAAGAUAUCUGAUAAAUCAGAGCCGAAGUUUGUUGAAACAUCUCGAAAAGAUCCUGAAAAACACGAUUUCGAAAAUGUUGGAUCACCAAGAAUUAUUCUAAAGAUAGCAAAGUCCGCAAUCACUGAUUGUGGCGAGCCGAGAUCUCCUAAAAGUCCAAAGAUCAGAUCAGCGACCAAUUCACCGAAUCCUGAAGAUAGCCCGGGUCAAAAACUGGGUAAAAUAAAAUUGAAAUUAUCUAAAGGGGGUCAUCCCUCUAUAAUAUCCAAUGAGAAUAUCGAAGAACUUGGACAAUGGUAUUCGGAAGGCUCGUCAUCAUUAUCUCCUCUUGGUAUGAAGAUUAAAUUUUCAAAAUCUGGGGAUGCAUCUAUAGUUUCCACUGAAAAACAUGAAUCGGUUGAUGAUUCUAAAGAAGGUAAAUAUAAAUUUGAAGAAACUAUGCGGACAGAAUCACCAAUUGGAAUGAAAAUCAAGUUGUCAAAAAGCGGUGACGCAUCUAUAGUGCAACAAGAUACAAAAGAGAUGCAAAUAAAGCACAAAGAUAAGUUGGAUAUUGUUCAGGAAAGUCCAAAGAGAACGGAAUCUCCAAUCGGAAUGAAGAUUAAGCUUUCUAAAACUGGAGACGUCUCGAUAAUACAAUCCGAAAGGCAAGAUUUUUCAGAGGAAUAUAAAGAUAAUCUACAAAUGAAACCAAAGGAAAAACUCGAAUCAUGUUACGAUUCUCCCAAAAGAACUGACUCUCCUAUAGGAAUGAAAAUCAAGUUGUCUAAAAGUGGGGAUGCCUUAAUUGUUUCUCCUGAUUUGCCAGAAGAAAGUAAAGAUGUCAGCAAAAUGAAAGAUAAAUUAGAGUCAUCUCCAGAAAUUCCAAAGAGAACGGAAUCCCCAAUCGGAAUGAAGAUUAAGCUAGCAAAAACGAAGGGUGGCGGAGCUUCUAUAAUAUCAGUAGAAAAUUCUGAAGAGGCAAAAGACAUUCCAGAUAUUCCUAAACGAACGGAAUCACCACUUGGAAUGAAGAUUAAAUUAUCUAAAACAGGUGACGCAUCGAUCGUUCAUUCAGAAGUGUUAGACGAAAUUAAAGAUAAAUUGGAUACAGUACAAGAUACAUUAAAAUCAUUGGACCCACCAUAUAUUGAGAGCUCACAAGAAGAACAAUCAGUAGAAACCAUGCAUGAAGCUUUAAAAGUUGAAUCGCCCCUUGGUAUGAAAAUCAAGCUUUCUAAGUUUGGUGAUGCAUCUAUAGUUUCUUUAGAAAAGCAAGAACAAGUGGAAGGUAGUCCCAAGAGAACAGAAUCACCUCUUGGUAUGAAGAUCAAAUUAUCUAAAACUGGUGACGCUUCUAUCAUACAAACUGAUAUAUCUGAAGAUGCAAAUAAAACAAUACGAACAACCGAGACAGAACAUUCUAAAACUGACGCUUCUCUAGGUAUGAAGAUAAAGCUGUUGAAAACUGGAGACGCCUCUAUAGUGGAUUCAGAGAAGAAAGAUAAAGAACAGAGACGUCGAGACACUGAAUCAUCUCUAGAGAUGAAGAUUAAACUAUCUAAAACGGGUCAUCCAACGAUUGUAGCUUGUGACAAUCAAACAGAAAUAUACAAGUCCAAGGAAGCUGUUGAUCCAUCUCAAAAUCUUGUUCAAAGAUACAAAGAGGUUGGACAAGUUAUACAUAAAGAAUCUGCUCUAAAGAUUCUUAAAGCUGGACAUUCAACCAUUUUGCAAAGUAAUCGUUCAGAACUGACCAUCGAGCCGGUGCAAAUACAGGGAAAGAAAUUAGAGAGUGUGGUUGAAAUGUCUCCGAAGCGCAAGGAUAUUACCAUCGCACCGAUCGAUUCGAAAAAAUCUAAAUUGGAAACUCAACUCACUCAAAUUUUACCUGAGGUUACUAUCCAGCCAGUGACGUCCAGGGAACAGAAGCAAUUCCUGUUCGAUCCAAAAAACAGUGCGAUCAGUCUCCAACAGAUGAAUGUGAUAAAUCAGGAAAUCAGUAUUACUCAAGUGAGACCAGAAAAAUCGUCCGAUGUUUCUAUGAACGAGAAACUGAAGGAUAUUCUAUCAAAGAGCGUAUCUGGCUCCCCGUUGAAUUCUGACUGUGAAAUUAUAGAACAUCGACCAGAAUUGAUAAUAGUAAACGAGAACUCAAAUUCUAGCCAGGAUGUUGUGAUAAUAGAAGAAGUAACUCCCAAUAGAAUGCCGGAAGUUAAAGUGCCCAAGAAAAGAGGUAGACCCAGAAGGAAUCCAUUACCACAAGGAAUUUCUCAUCCUCCGCCUCAUAUGUUAAUACCUAGGGAUCCUUUGUCUUUAGACGAUACACAACAAAUGCAACAACCACAAGUACCUCACUUCCAAGAAUCCAGAGAAAAUGAAAGACCUAAAAGAACCUGCAGGAGCCAGAAGAGUUAUGCACCUCCUAGAAGAGGUAGAGGACGAGGUAGAGGAAAACGGAAAUUGGACACUGUGGAUCCACAAAUUAUGAAAAAGCCUAGGAUAGAACAAGAUUUAAACGCGAUAGAAGCUUCUACGACAGCUGUAAUAACAAUAGACGAUUCUGGAUUGCAUCAAGAAUCCUUCGGAAAGUCAUCGGAGUUGUAUAAAGCUCUUAAGCAACCAGCAAUAGAUUCCAAGAUUGCUAAUUCUUCAGGCUCCACGAGUAUGCAAUCGGAAACGAACAAAACAUCGGAGAUGCGGCUGCCUAAACCAAUAUCAAAUGACGUCACAAUUAAGGAUAAAAGAUUGGCCGAAAUAGUUCCUGAGAGAGUGCAAAAGACUGCAACGAAAGUGGAUUCCGAUAACAAAUUUGAUAAACCAACGGAUAAUACAAAAUUGGAGAAAGAUAUGUUAAUACCACCUGGGCAUCCGAAUUGGUUAACACCAGUAUCGAAACGAACAGAAAAUACAAAACAUGAGAAUAUGUCUACAGUACAAGUGAUAGAUGAGGAAACAAGAAUGAGUGCAGAAUCAGGUUCCAGAUCUCAGACUCCAGCUAGAAAUAUUUCUGCACCAGCUUCUGAAACUAUAAUAAAUGAGGAGUCUCAAGGAAGUGUACUUAGUACUGCAACUACAGAGUCAGAAAAAGUAAAGGUCAAAAAUAGAAGAAUGGAAAUUAAUUUUGAUCCAGACGAAGGACCAUUUACUGUUGACAAAAUUGCUGAAUAUGAAUGGCCACUUGACCGUAAAGGUGAAACUUUUAUGAUACAAGAACAAAUAUCUCAAUAUCUUGGUGUAAAAUCUUUCAAAAGAAAAUAUCCAGAUUUGAAGAGAAGAGUUGUGGAUAUGGAAGAAAGAAAUUAUUUGAGAGAAAAUGGUUUGGUUAGCGAGGCAAUGUGUGAUAUGGGUUUAACUGCUAUAUGCAGCUCAGAAGUAUUAGAUGUAAUGUGUAGUGAUUUCCCAGAUCAGUACGAAGAAUAUCGCAAGCAUAUGCGCGAGAAACAAGUAAAAGAACAUUCCAAAAAACAAAAAGAAUUAACAGCAGCUGCAAAUGCAGAAAAAAAUAGAAUUGAUCUAGCAGAAAUGGCAGUACAAUCUGCAUUAUCUUGGAAUAUGAGUUUAAAUAAUGAUCGACGGGAAAAUAGGAAGUGUAGUUUAGAUUUACAAACUUUCACAAUCCACGUGCCAAAGAAACAACAAGAAGUUGAAUCCGAACGAAGAAUUGGUCACUACCCUGUUGCGUUGAUACCAGGACAAUAUACAGAUUACUAUCGAGAAUACACACCAGCUGAGUUGCGAUAUUAUCCUUUAAAUACUGUCCUCUAUGGUCCUAUGAGACCAAAUGAACGUAAAUUUGAUAGUCAAUCAGAAGGAUCUCAAAGUGAUAGCGAUAGUGAUUCAUCUUCAGAUGAUUCAAGUUCAUCUUCUAGCGAGGGUACGCAGGAUACCGAAGGCUCUCAAUCCACGAUGGACGACGUAGAUAUGGAAAUAGCAAAUCGAAAAGAUGAAAUAAAGUUAAAAUGCAAGAUGUGUUUGAAGACCUUAAAUAAACACAGUAAAAAUGAAGUAUUAAUUCAGUGUGGUACAUGUAAUGGACAUGUUCAUCCAUCGUGUAUAGAUUUAACAUUAGACAUGGUUCCUCAUAUUCAAUCAUAUGCAUGGCAGUGCACAGAUUGUAAAACUUGUGCUCAAUGUCAUGACCCUGCAGACGAAGAUAAAAUGUUAUUUUGUGAUAUGUGCGAUAGGGGGUAUCAUAUUUACUGUGUUGGUCUCCGACGAGUACCCCAAGGAAGGUGGCAUUGUCAAGAAUGUGCCGUCUGUGUAAAUUGUGGCUCAAGAGAACCUGGUGGUAUAAAUUCUGAUAGAAAUAGUGUUGCUCAGUGGCAACAUGAAUAUAAGAAAGGUGACAAGAAUACUCGUGUUUAUGUUUCAACGUUAUGCGUCCCAUGCUCAAAGCUAUGGCGAAAGGGUCGCUAUUGCCCGCACUGCAGUCGCUGUCAUACUGCUCCAAGACUCGACCUGGAAGCGAAUCUAGUGCAUUGCAGCGCAUGUGACAAAUAUCUGCACUUAGGUUGCGUGGAGACCAAGGGAAUGCCAUUAGACAGGAAAAAUUAUCUAUGUGACUUUUGUGCACCAAAUCGUCAGCAAAUGGUAAAAUCAUUAAUAUCGAGAACAUUUAAAACAUAAACGAAAACAAAAUUUAUAUUUGAGCUCGAGAAGUGUAUAAAAUAUGAAACCUACUUAUCUAGAAAAUUUGAUAAAAUAGAAAUUUUUUAUUUA
Messenger RNA from Frieseomelitta varia, 9525 nucleotides. RefSeq lists its product as uncharacterized. The coding region runs from base 88 to 9432 and encodes 3114 amino acids. The transcript is spliced from 11 exons. The record is from RefSeq and is a predicted model, not a curated record. Gene Ontology annotation, cellular component: npBAF complex. Lineage: Eukaryota; Metazoa; Arthropoda; Insecta; Hymenoptera; Apidae.